Messenger RNA from Macroventuria anomochaeta, 552 nucleotides. RefSeq lists its product as uncharacterized. The record is from RefSeq and is a predicted model, not a curated record. The transcript has a single exon. The coding region runs from base 102 to 386 and encodes 94 amino acids. NCBI's taxonomy places the organism in Eukaryota, Fungi, Ascomycota, Dothideomycetes, Pleosporales, Didymellaceae.
GGCUUGACUUGGGAUGAAGAUGUCAAGCAAGAAUCGUAGACGAUGAUCGUGCAGUACGGCAAGAAGGAGACUAUUGUAUCAAGGGCAGGCGACUCUGGGGCAUGCGCAGCUACAUACAUCACACUAUUCCACUCUCAGCAAGAAUCGACGCUAUGUUGUUGCUCGCCAUCUUCCGCCGGGAGCUGUCUCGUCCGCAGCCAAGGUCUCCGAGGCCAAUUGUUAUUGGGUUGUUUCGUGCGUAUGGUGGCUCGACGUGCUUGCUCAACUUCGUCAUCGCUCCAUUGCUUUGGCAUUUGUGCCGCGGCAGUCGCCCGAAAAGGCAAGGUGGCGCAGUGUUGGCCGCAUUCUGCCUGGUCUGCAACACCAAACACUCCUCUAGUUUUUAGACCACUCCCAAGGUUUAGCAGACAAGGGCGAAGUACUUAUCUACCUAGGUACUUGCACACGGGAAGCUCCGAGGCUCUCGCACUUUGCCGUGUUCUCGGACGCCGAACGCAAACAGACAGAAUGCAGUCAGGUCUCGUACGUCACAAGGAUACCUGGGAGCUCAUG